Molecule: messenger RNA, 861 nt
Organism: Trichoderma gamsii
Lineage: Eukaryota; Fungi; Ascomycota; Sordariomycetes; Hypocreales; Hypocreaceae
Exons: 3
Coding region: 1-861 (286 amino acids)
Molecular function (GO): oxidoreductase activity
Source: RefSeq, a predicted model, not a curated record
AUGGCAACCAACAACUCUGUAGUCAUCUUUGGUGCCAGCGGCAACGUAGGCAAGUUCGCUGUACCAGCGCUGCUUAAAGCCGGCGCCAAAGUCACCCUUGUCACACGCAAAGGUUCGAAAACUACUUUCCAAUACAAGAAUGCUACUGUAGUCACCGCAGACUAUAGCUCCCAGUCCGAACUCAUCUCCAUUAUCCGUGGCCACAAGUCAGUUAUCUCGCUCCUCAGCGUUAAAGCACUAUCUCUGCAGAGGAAUCUCAUCAAUGCCGCAAUCAAAGCACAAGCUACCCUUUUCAUCCCUAGCGAGUUCAGCCACAACACCACAAAUAAGAAUAUGACCUCUUUACUGCCUGUCCUCGGUGUUAAGACUAAGAUAAUCAAAUACUUACAGGAAAGGGAGAAAGAUAGGCUGAACUGGACGGGUAUCAUCACAGCUCUAUUCUUUAACUGGGGCCUGCCACAAGGCAACUUUGGCUUCGACUUGAAAGCGGGCAAGGCGACAAUCUGGGAUGGCGGUAACGCUUCAUUCUCAGCAGCCAAUUUGGACGACAUCUCGGCCGCUAUCGUAAAAGUCAUCACUGACUCCUCCGCCCGUGAGCGCUACAAGAAUCAGCACGUCUACGUGUCGUCCGUUCAGACGACGCAGAAUGAGAUUCUAGCUGCGGCGGAGGAAGUUACCGGCAAGAAAUUCAAGGUUGCCCAGUUCGACUCAGAGGAGGCGUUUGCCUACACAACCAAACCGCUGCCUCCGGGCUACUCGCCCCAGCUGUUAGCCGUGCUCGCAGCGUUGCAGUUGUCGAAGCGGGGAUUAAGUAAUUAUCAGGCCCGUGUUAACGCUGGGCACAACCGUUCCAUUAACUAG